AUGGAUAUUGGAAGGAGGAAUACUCGAAAAUACAGUUACAGAUGUCCCGAUCUCAUGGAAUUAAGGAAGCUAGCAUCUUUUGUGGAUGAUCCUAAGGGUUUCAGAGAUCGUUUUCGAAGACUUUUAUUUGUGCUAUCUACUGAUGCCGAGGAUGGUCUUCUCUGUACUUUGGUUCAGUUUGACGAUCCUGUCUACUGGUGUUUCACUUUCCCUGAUUAUCGGUUGUUGCCUACCAUGGAGGAGUAUGAUUAUCUUUUGGGUAUACUAGUUUCUGAUAUAGUUCCUUUUAGUGAGGUGGAAGGAAUUCUUGAAUCCCGGGUUAUUGCCGAAGCCAUUCAUCUGAGGAAGUCUGACAUAGGUGCCAAUCUCACUGUCAAAGGAGGUAUAAGAGGGUUGACUUUGAAGUUUCUAUUGGAAAAUGCCUUUUCUUUUGCUAAUGCUAAUAGUAUGAUGGCAUUCGAGACUGUUCUUGCCUUACUCAUCUAUGGUUUGGUCUUGUUUCCUAACAUUGACAACUUUGUCGAUGUUAAUUCUAUGAGGAUCUUCUUGAUUAAGAAUUCGGUUCUAACUCUGCUCGACGAUACUUAUUUCUCCAUUCAUCAUCAGACUUCUAAAGGGGGUGGAACUCUUGUCUGUUGUGUGCCUUUACUGUACAAAUGGUUUAUUUUGCACAUGCUGCAGUCUCCUAUCUUCCAAGAAAACAAGGGUUGUUUAAGGUGA
Messenger RNA from Lathyrus oleraceus (garden pea), 720 nucleotides. RefSeq lists its product as uncharacterized. The transcript has a single exon. Lineage: Eukaryota; Viridiplantae; Streptophyta; Magnoliopsida; Fabales; Fabaceae. The record is from RefSeq and is a predicted model, not a curated record. Bases 1 to 720 code for a protein of 239 amino acids.